GGGGUUUGUUUACUGCUACGUGUCUGGGGGGGCGGCGCUGCAGCCGGGGCAGGCUGACGGGCUCAGGGAGGCAUCUGUGCCGGGAGUAUGAGCUGGUUCAACACCUCGCACCUCUCCAGCUUCGCCAAGCAGGCUCUGUCCCAGGCCCAGAAGUCUAUUGACCGGGUUCUGGAUAUUAAGGAGGAUGAGACCGCCUGGGCCGACACCAUCAUUGCUCCCUUUGAGGAAGAGAAUGGUUCCUCGGUCAAAGGGAGCUGGGAAAACUCAAACUGGGGCGGACAAUCAGAAGAACCUGAUACGCAAGUGGGGUUAUCUCCGACAGCAAUUACCAGGCCCGUUACACGGACAGUAGUGGACGAAUCAGAGAAUUUCUUCAGUGCCUUUCUCACUUCCCCAACAUCCAACACUGUCUCUGACAGUUCUGUGGUCUCCAAGCCCCCUGUCAAAUCUCAGAGGCUGGAAGAGGAAGAAGAAUAUGCCUCACCCAAAUCCACAGUCAAGGUGAAACAGAAAGAUGAAUUGAAUGUUAAAUUGUUAAAGAAAAGUGCCUGCCAAAGCCAAAGAACAGAUUUGGAAACACCAGCCAUAUCUUCACAGAAACCAUCGCCUGACCAUUCAGAUCUUUCUUUGGAGUUAAAAUGUGAGCCUGAAAAUGAGGAGCAAAUAUCUGACACAGCUUCUGAUGCUACAGCAGAUCAUGGAGCUCCGGAGAGCACACCUAAUGCAGAGCCCCCCAGCCCUACUCCGGGCGUUACUUCUGAAAGUAAAGACAUUGCACUGGAUAAUAAAGAACAGAAGUCGGAAGACCGUCAGAGUAACACCCCAUCUCCCCCAAUAAGCACUUUCUCUUCUGGGACGUCGACCACCAGCGACAUUGAAGUAUUAGACCACGAAAGUGUGAUGAGCGAGAGCUCCGUUAGCUCGAGGCAAGAAGCGGCCGAUUCCAAAGCAAACCUCCAUUUAAUGCAGACAUCUUUCCAGCUUCUCUCUGCCUCAACAGAGUACAGCCGCAUGGAAGAGUUCCCCAAGCUCACCGAGAGCUGCUCAUCCUCCGACGCCUUUGAAAGGAUCGAUUCUUUCAGCGUGCAGUCCAUGGACAGCCGUAGCGUCAGUGAACUCAAUUCCGAUGAUGAGCUCCCCGGCAGAGGAUGCACCCUGGUUUCCAUUGCAGUCAGCUCUCCUACUCCAAACGUGGACGUCCCGGAUUCGGCCGAGAGCAAACCAGACGAAGACUUAAACGAGACGCUAAUGGUGCACUCCAGUGAGGAUACAGAAAUGGAGGAAAGUGGACGGAGCGCCACUCCUGUAAAUUCAGAGCAGCCUGAUCUUCUGGGCCAUGAAGCUGAUGACGGGGGCCAUGAAGCUGAUGAUGCGGCCCAUGAAGUUGAUGAUGCGGGCCAUGGAGUUGCAGUGGAAUUGGCUGAAACUGCACCAGAGGCUGAAUUCUCAGAUGAGGACAUGCAAAAGAUAAUUGAUGAACUCACUGCCAGACUGGAGAAGAGGGAGACACAGCUGCUGUCUGUGAGCAAGGAAAAGGCCUUCCUAGAAGAAGCUUUUGACAACCUUAAAGACGAAAUGGUGCGGCUGACGGAGGAAUGCAGCAGCGUCUCUCAGCUGAAAGAUGAGUUUACCCUCCGAAUAGCAGAAGCCGAAAAGAGAGCCCAGACAGCGUGUAAAGAGCGAGACAUUGCCAAAAAGGAAGCAAAAGUGAUGAAGGAGGAAUUGGCAACAAGACUCAACUCCAGUGAAACUGCUGAAAUUAUGAAGGAGAAGGAUGAACAGAUUCAAGGUUUAAUGGAGGAAGGUGAAAAGCUCUCCAAACAGCAGUUGCACAACUCCAAUAUUAUCAAGAAAUUACGGGCAAAGGAGAAAGAGCACAACCACACCAUAACCAAACAGGCAAAUAAGAUCCGGGAGGUGGAGGAGGAACUGAAACUUUUAAAGCAGACAUUAGAUGGUAAGGAAGAAGUGGAAAAACAGCAUCGCGAGAAUAUCCGAAAGCUGAACUCCAUGGUGGAGAGGCAGGAGAAGGAUCUGUCGAGGCAGCAGGCUGACCUGGAUGAUCUGCAAGAAAAGAAUCGCAGUCUACAAGCUGCUCUGGACAACUCCUACAGGGAACUUGCGGAAUUGCACAAAGCGAAUGCAACAAAAGCCAGCGAGGCCCAAGAAGCAGCACUGAGUUGUGAAUUACGAGCCAAAGAAGAGCUUUGUUUUGCACUGGAGAAAGCUAAGGAGGAGUCUCAAAAGCAGCAAGAAGCUUUGGCUAUCCAGGUAACAGAUCUGAGGCUGGCCCUGCAGCGAGCGGAACAACAAGCUGCCAGGAAAGAAGAUUAUUUGAGACAAGAAAUUGCUGAGCUGCAACAGAGACUGCAAGAGGGGGAGACCCGGAAUCAGGAGCUGAGCCAAAGCGUAACAUCUGCAACAAGACCAUUACUCCGACAGAUUGAAAACCUGCAAGCAACUUUAGCAGCACAGACCUCGUCUUGGGAGAAACUGGAGAAGAAUCUUUCCGACAGACUUACUGAAUCGCAGACACUGUUGGCCUCAGCAGUGGAGAAAGAACGUGCCUCCACAGAAGAACUACUAGCUAUCAAGACACAGAUCUCCGCUAUAGAAUCUCAGAACAGCCUGCUGAGGCAAGAGAAGAUCAGAUUGCAAGCACAGCUUGAAGUGGAGAAGUCUCGAUUAGUGAAGAUUGAAGAAGAUCACAGCAGGAAUCAGGUGGAACUUGAACAUUUAAAGAUGGAAUUCAUGAAAGCAAUGGAAGAGGCAAAGAAAGAAAAGAGUCUCCUCUCUAGUCAGCUGGAAAUGGAGAAGCUGAGAGUGGAACAGGAGAAAAAGAAGGUCCUGCUGGCCCAGGAAGCUGCUAAAGAGAAGGAACGCAAAGCCUAUGUGUUUUCCUCCGUGGAAUCCACUGCCACAACUCCAACCCUGUCUCGCUCCAGUUCUGUUAGUGGAACGGACUUGUCAGGCCUACAGACGUCCAUCAUUUCCCAGGAUGAUCCCCACGACCAUUUGUACGGAUCAAUGACUUCAUCCCUCAGUGGAAACAAUCUUUAUGAAGCCGUACGAUUGGGCGCCGGUUCCAGUGUCAUUGAAAAUUUGCAGUCUCAGCUAAAACUUCGGGAUGGGGAAAUCACUCAGUUGCAGGUGGAAAUUGUGAAUCUGGAAAAAACGCGCUCGCUGCUGGCCGAGGAAGUGGUUAAAAUGAAUAAUCUCAAUGAUGACUUAGAGGAGAAAGUGAAGGAAAUACCCAAACUACGGGUGCAGAUGAAGGAUCUGGACCAGCGGUACAACACCAUCCUGCAGAUGUAUGGAGAGAAGGCCGAGGAGGCGCAGGAACUGAGACUCGAUCUGGAAGAUGUAAAAGUCAUGUACAAAACACAGAUAGACGAACUAUUAAAGCAGAGACUCACUUAGCCCCUAACGAGGCCCCAAGAGCCCCCAAAGCUGAACCGGAUGACCAGAAAUGCAUCUAAAACCUUCUUUGUUUAAUAUGUAAAUUUAGAGCUCUAAAUGAUCUCUUGUAUAAAAUAUAGUGUAUAAUAGAUCCUUCUUUUAUUUACUGGCCCCUAGGCCCGAAAACAAAUCACAUUUACUGUACCUAUGUGUAGCCAUUCUCUGUGAUUAAAUUAUUUGUUAUUUAA
Xenopus tropicalis (tropical clawed frog) is the source of this 3647-nucleotide messenger RNA. It is a transcript of the gene tmf1, whose product is annotated as TATA element modulatory factor 1. The coding region runs from base 88 to 3420 and encodes 1110 amino acids. Gene Ontology annotation, cellular component: Golgi apparatus. The transcript has 17 exons. NCBI's taxonomy places the organism in Eukaryota, Metazoa, Chordata, Amphibia, Anura, Pipidae. The record is from RefSeq and is a predicted model, not a curated record.